Molecule: messenger RNA, 2969 nt
Organism: Triplophysa dalaica
Lineage: Eukaryota; Metazoa; Chordata; Actinopteri; Cypriniformes; Nemacheilidae
Product: cytosolic phospholipase A2 zeta-like
Exons: 20
Coding region: 40-2427 (795 amino acids)
Biological process (GO): glycerophospholipid catabolic process
Cellular component (GO): cytosol
Molecular function (GO): calcium ion binding; calcium-dependent phospholipid binding
Source: RefSeq, a predicted model, not a curated record
GCUUUCACACUUCACCGUAGUCCUGUCGAGAACACAACAAUGCAGAAGGAGUUCAUGCCAUAUUGGAACCUCACUGUCACAGUGCUGAGAGGGAAAUUCAAUCAGUCACAGGACCUCUUGACACAGUGUGACUGCUACGUUGUCUUGAAAUUACCUACGGCCUGCGCCUGCUCUCAUCGAACCAAGACUAUCACAAACAACAAUGUUCCAGAAUGGAACGAAACCUUCCGUUUCCGAGUACACAGUGGUGUCAAGAAUAUUCUGGAGUUCCACAUUUAUGAUGCGGACAGCCUCACGAGUGACGACUGCUGUUCUAACAUCCUGUUUGAUAUCAGCAACCUCACACUUGGACAAAAGCUGACAAAGUGCUUCUAUUCAGAUGAUAAGACAAAGAAUGAGCUGUGGGUGGAGUUAAAGGUGACAGAGAGUUCUGAGAGUCCUGUGCAAUACCUUUCUAAUGGAGUGUUGAUGGCAGGUCCAUUGUGUGCAUUAGAUGUGAAGGCAGAAAAACGAAAGACUAAUGUGAAUAAACCGCUGUUAAAACUGAGAGGUGCGUUUAAGGAGGACUUUUUGAUCUCAGGCCCUGAGGAAAAUCCCACUUUCUCACAAACUAUGCGCUACUACAUCAACCGAGACCUGGAGACUGAAUUUAGUCUCAUGCCAUCACAGGACAUGACAGAAGUGGAUGGUGUAAAUGUGAAUGUUGUAGAACCCCUGUCCUCUGUUUCUAUUAGACCAAUACCAGCCGAUACAAAGAUCAAACUCUCUUUGCCUGUUGGAGAGGGUUCAAUAGAUCUGCAAGUAAAGACAGAGGGCCGGUCUAGUGAAGAAAUGAAUGUACGUCUGAAUUUUGAUAUCCCGACGGAGGAAAAUAAUUUUCUGGUAAAAAGGAGAAAAGUGGUGUCACAAGCUCUUCAGAGAGCUCUGCAUCUCAUCUCUCCCCCUGAACCCAGUAAGGUGCCAGUGGUGGCUGUUGUGUGUUCUGGAGGUGGGUCGAGGGCAAUGACGGGCACAUAUGGAAGUCUUAGGGGACUACAGAAGCUCCAGCUUCUUGAUGCUGUCACCUACAUCACAGGAGUUUCUGGCUCCACCUGGGCUUUAUCUACUCUUUAUGGCGACCCUAACUGGUCUAAAACAGACAUGGUUAAGAUUAUAGAGUCUGCAAAAAAAGAGAUAUCUAAAAGUACAUUUAGUAUAUUUUCUCUUGAGCAGCUGUGGUACUACAGAGAGAAGAUGAAGGAAAAAGAGAAAGAAGGACAUCUCGUAUCUCUUAUUGAUUUGUGGGGUCUUGCUAUAGAGUAUCUUAUUCAAGGAAAGAAUCCCAUGGGCACGUUGAGUGAAAUGCAGAAGACAUUGUCAGAGGGCCAGAACCCUUUACCCAUCUUCACAGCUGUUAACAUGAAGGACGGCAAGACAGAAUGUACAACGGAGGCUGAAUGGUGUGAGUUCACGCCUUAUGAAGUUGGAAUUUCUAAAUAUGGUGCAUUUGUACCUGCAAAGAACUUUGGUAGUGGAUAUUAUCUUGGUCACAUGGUCAAGAAGCUUCCUGAAACAAGGUUGUCCUUUCUAUUGGGAAUAUGGAGCAAUGUUUUCUCUCUAAGUCUGACAAAAAUCUGGUGUCUCACCACUGGAAUUGCCCCUUCAUGGGCCCCUGGGAAUGGAGGGGAAACCAGUGACACAAACACUGCUAAUAAGGAAAAAUCACCCGGCACGUCCUUGGUCAGCCCAGUUACGGACACAGCUCAAAUGUUGAGCGGUUUUAUGAACAGCCGCCCCAUUAUCAGCCAGAUGUUCAACUUUCUCAGGGGUUUGCAGCUGCACAGGGAUUACAAUGAGAACUCUGGAUUCAUCACAGGGAAAGAAAAACAUCCAGAUGCCUUUCCUAACACCCUGACCCCAGUGGAUCCCAUGCUUAGUUUGGUUGAUGCUGGAUUUUCCAUUAAUACCGGAUUCCCUCCUGUGGUAGGCUCUCAAAGACAUGCAGAUGUUAUUAUCUCACUAAACUACUCCUGGGACCAAGACCAGUUCAUGGUUCUGAAGCAAACUCACAAGUAUUGCUCAGAUCGCAAGAUACCCUUUCCAAAGAUUGAUUUCCAAAAGUUGGAGUCAGUGCCACUAAAGGAAGUUUAUGUGUUUGAGGAUGAAGAAAAUCAAGAGGCUCCCAUAGUGAUUCACUUUCCCUUGGUCAACGUCACAUUCAAACAGUUUAAGGCUCCUGGAGUGAAAAGAUUAACCGAGAAGGAGCUGAAAGAGGGAGCAGUUGAUGUUGAAUUCAAAAGUGACUCCUGUCCAUAUGUCACUCACAAAAUGACCUACUCACCGGAGGACUUCGAUAAGCUUGUCAACCUCACUUCCUACAACAUUAUAAACAACAAAGAUGUAAUUUUGGAAGUGCUGAACAAAGCGGUUAAUAGGAAAUCCAAAUGAAACAUCAGAAAAUGAGCUGGGCCACUGUUACUUUCAAACACACCACUGAACAGGAAGCUGGUCGUUCACAAUGACUAAUGUCAUUUAAAUAUCCAUCCAGAAAAGAAACAGAAUCUCUUGUUAAGUCAUUAAUUUUAAAGUCUAUUAAAUUAGUUUGCCAUAGUAAGUUAGGGAUGCGCAGAUACCAUUUUUUAAAGACCGAGUACGAGUACCCAUAUUUGUUUUCUUGUACUAGCCAAAACCAAUACCAAUGCCGAUGCCUGUACCUGUAUUUUCCAAGCACAACACACUGAAACUAAUAACUCUGCCUCAAAACACAUUAUGAAGCACAACUUUAAGUCAGGAAUGUCAGGUGAGGUAUCAGUCUUUGGUGUCGGUAUAUCUAUAUGAGUAAGAGUACAUGAGCUUGGUAUCAGGCCCGAUGCAGAUACAGUUAUCUGUAUAUCCCUAGUACAAUGAUUUAGUUAAACACGUGUUUUUUGUAUCACUUCACUGAAUUUCCUAAAUAGAAAAAUGCUAUAUUAUUAUUAUACUGUAUUGUU